This is a messenger RNA of Trichoderma virens Gv29-8, 783 nucleotides long. RefSeq lists its product as uncharacterized. NCBI's taxonomy places the organism in Eukaryota, Fungi, Ascomycota, Sordariomycetes, Hypocreales, Hypocreaceae. The transcript is spliced from 4 exons. Bases 1 to 783 code for a protein of 260 amino acids. The record is from RefSeq and is a predicted model, not a curated record.
AUGGUCCAACGCUCAGCCUCGUCAUCGUCGGCCUUGCCCCGCUUCUUACUAAGUCUCUCAGCCUCCUCCACUUCAUCGCAGCAGCUUCACGGCCCCGCCAAUAAUGUCGACGCACGCUCACGCAUUGUUCCCGCAUCGCCGCCCGACUCUGCCUGCCGGAGCACUAGCCAAGACAUAGAGCUGGUGGCCCUCCAUCCCUGGAACAAUCCUUCGGCCGCUGCGGCUACCCCUCGUAUUGUCAAGCACAAGCGGGCGUCCUUGUCGCUGCCCGCCGUGUCGCCGUCCGCCCUGCCGGAGAGAAAAUCUGCUUCGGGAGACAAGGAUAUCCGACUUGCAAGCCGUGGCAGCUCGGCUAGCUUGGGCCUUUCGGCGGCUUCGACUACUGAUUCGCUGAGGAGGGGGAUGACCCCAAUUGAGCGCCAGAACAAGGCCAAUCAGAUCUGGAGAGACUACUGUAAUAGCCCGGAAGAAGAGGAAGAAGCAAUGGCUUUACCGAAUAACCUGACCAAGCAGCAAAAGUUCAGAGGCGGCGUCUGGGCCGUGGCUUUUGCUGCCAUCAUCAUGGUUGGAACCCUAACCGGCGCACAGCUCAAGUCGGACAAGCAAAAAGAACAGGCCAUCAAAGAGUUCCGCCAGGUUACUCCCACUGAACAAAUCGCCAUGCUCGAGAAGCAGCGAGGCACUCUUGUCGAGCAAAGGGCAGGUUUGCAGAAGAAGCUGGACGUUUUCAGGGAGCGCGUCCAAGAGAGGCAGCAGGAACAGGAAAAGUCCAAGAAACAAUAG